This is a messenger RNA of Gadus morhua (Atlantic cod), 2009 nucleotides long. It is a transcript of the gene rnf11b, whose product is annotated as ring finger protein 11b. Gene Ontology annotation, molecular function: ubiquitin protein ligase activity. Gene Ontology annotation, cellular component: ubiquitin ligase complex. Gene Ontology annotation, biological process: ubiquitin-dependent protein catabolic process. Lineage: Eukaryota; Metazoa; Chordata; Actinopteri; Gadiformes; Gadidae. The coding region runs from base 443 to 907 and encodes 154 amino acids. The record is from RefSeq and is a predicted model, not a curated record. The transcript has 3 exons.
CGUGUUGCUACAUCACACUACCUUCUGUCGUUUGGGGUCUGUAAGUGGAAAGUCCCUGUCAGUGGGUCUUUAAUCAGACAACAAUAGUUGGCUUUCUAACAGUGCUAGGAAAAUAUAAAUACAGACCCGCUUAACGGACUGUACGCAUUAUACUUUUAUGUGCACCAUAAUUUAGUCGCCGCCUUAGCUGUCGAGCAUAUAAUCUUCUGCUAAUGCUAACUAGUGUUAGCAGGCUAGCUCUUUGUGUAGCUAGCUUGUCGCUGAAUGAUGUUUUGUUUUUGUUGAGCUGAACAACUCUCCCGUAGCCGGGGAGAGAACGUUUCGUGUCCGUGCAUGGAAAAGCCAAUAGUUGGUCUUGCCUAACAGCUGAACCCGUCCUGGCCCGUCGAUCACACUCCAGUAAAACAAGACCGAGUGAGAGGAGAGUUUGCAGAGGACUGAGAUGGGAAACUGCCUGAAAUCUCCAACCUCAGAUGAUAUUUCUCUGCUACACGAAUCCCAAUCGGACCGAGCCAGUUACGGAGAAGGUGUUGACCCAGAUCAAGAGCCACCGCCCCCUUAUCAGGAGCAGCUCCAUGUGCCGGUGUUCCACCCCACCCCCAGCCAGGCCAGGCUGGCCACACAGCUGACGGAAGAGGAGCAGGUGCGCAUCGCCCAGCGGAUAGGCCUCAUCCAGCACCUCCCCAAAGGGGUGUACGACCCCGGGAGGGACGGCUCCGAGAAGAAGAUCAGAGAGUGCGUGAUCUGUAUGAUGGACUUUGUGUACGGGGACCCCAUCCGGUUCCUGCCCUGCAUGCACAUCUACCAUGUGGAGUGCAUUGACGACUGGCUAAUGCGUUCCUUCACCUGUCCCUCUUGCAUGGAGCCCGUGGACGCCGCGCUGCUGUCCACCUACGAGACCAACUGACGCGCACAUACCCACAGACAUGUCUAUUACACACACACACAGACACACACACACACACACACACACAGGCACACCACACAACACAACACAGAGAUAGCCGGGGGAGCACAGCACAGCGCAGAGGGGCGUCUGCUGGAAAGUCUAUGCCCUGGAUGGAGGUUAAAAUGAUGGCAAUGUAUAAAUUAUAAGUAGUGUAGUGUAGAAACAGUGCGAGGGGUGUAACCGGUGUGUGGGUGUGUGUGUGUGUGUCUGUUUGUUUGUGUGCAUGCACACAAGUGCAAAAAGAGGAAAGAAACUAAAAAGACGUGUACGUGAGCGGUUUAACGCGUUUCCCUUACUGCCUGCUGGGCAGGAAACUUGUGGGGAAGCAGAGGAGCGGAAAGGGGAGGUUACAAGCAGUAAGGGCUGGUUUGGGAGUAGAGGAGAGUCAGACUGGUCCACGGACUAAGGGGAGGCUUAUGGUAGAGGGGCCUAGAGUUGAUCAUUCGUAAUUCUUACGACACACUACGUCACAUUAAAACGUCAGCCUUUGUUGAUGCACGUGUACACACACACACACCGACACACGCACUUUUAUUUUGACUUUUUCUGUAACUGUUCACUUCCAUAAUUUGCUUUGCUGGAAGAAGGCCGGGAGGAUGGACAUCUUUGGACUCUUGCCCAUGGUUCACCUUGGGGCAGUGUGGGGCUACUCCCUAAAAAAGAUUCCAGGAUCUGCCGGAAAUUUAAGAUUUCUGCCCCCUGUGCCUAAGCCUGCUCCAGACUGAACUCUGUCGGCAGAGACUACUUUCAAUCUACAGGAGUAGGAUUGGAUGGGCAGGCAUUUUCUGCAGACAACAUAAUGGGCCUGGACUUUUCUUCUACCCACUGGCCUUGAGUUGUCUAUGUGUGGGAAAAGAAAUGAUGGAUGAUUGACUUGUGAAAUCUGUUCUGUAGUAUUUCUGUCAGUCUGUGUUAGGAAAUUGCUAUUAUUCAACAACACAAAAAACGGCAAUCCCAAAACAAGGUCAAAGUAUGUUCUUUAGUCCCGUAUUGGCUACACACCGUUGGUCAAGGCACAGGCUUUUGUAGACAAGACAUUAAAUACAUUAUCCACGUGAAA